Molecule: messenger RNA, 1374 nt
Organism: Habropoda laboriosa
Lineage: Eukaryota; Metazoa; Arthropoda; Insecta; Hymenoptera; Apidae
Gene: Arp1
Product: actin-related protein 1
Exons: 8
Coding region: 77-1198 (373 amino acids)
Source: RefSeq, a predicted model, not a curated record
GUAGGUGUGUGGCUGUAGGGUUACGAUUGUGGAUUUUCAAAGUUCUUACAUAAAAUAGUGCGGUUUUUAGAUAACUAUGGAGACUUUAGUUAAUCAACCUGUAGUUAUCGACAAUGGUUCUGGUAUGGUCAAAGCGGGAUUUGCAGGCGAUCAGAUACCAAAAUGCAGAUUUCCAAAUUAUAUUGGCAGACCCAAACAUGUACGUGUUAUGGCUGGUGCUUUAGAAGGAGAUCUUUUUGUGGGGCCAAUAGCAGAGGAACAUCGUGGUCUUUUAUCAAUUCGUUAUCCAAUGGAACAUGGAAUUGUUACAGAUUGGAAUGAUAUGGAAAGAAUUUGGUCUUACGUAUAUAGUAAAGACCAGUUAGCAACAUUUAGUGAAGAACAUCCAGUUUUGUUAACAGAAGCACCUCAUAACCCAAGAAAAAAUACAGAAAAGGCUGCAGAAAUAUUCUUUGAUACAUUUAAUGUUCCAGCUUUAUUUGUUUCAAUGCAAGCUGUAUUGAGUCUAUACGCCACGGGACGAACAACAGGAGUUGUUUUAGAUGCUGGGGAUGGUGUUACACAUGCAGUACCUAUUUAUGAAGGUUUUGCUAUGCCUCAUAGUAUUAUGAGGGUUGAUAUAGCAGGACGUGAUGUCACAAGGCACCUUCGGCUUCUUCUACGUAAAGAGGGUAUUAAUUUCAGAACUACAGCAGAAUUUGAAAUUGUUAGAACAAUUAAAGAGCGAGUAUGCUAUCUUGCUCAUAAUCCUCUGAAAGAAGAAACUAUUGAAACAGAAAAACACCAGUAUAUGUUGCCUGAUGGAAGUUAUUUGGAGAUUGGUGCAGCUCGGUUUAGAGCUCCUGAAGUGCUCUUUAGACCAGACUUAAUUGGAGAAGAAUGUGAAGGACUUCAUGAAGUACUAACAUACUCCAUUCAAAAAUCUGAUUUAGACUUAAGAAAGGUAUUAUUCCAGAACAUUGUUCUAUCAGGAGGAUCAACAUUAUUCAGUGGAUUUGGUGAUAGGUUAUUAUCCGAAAUUCGUAGAAUGGCUCCGAAAGAUACAAAAAUUAGGAUAUCGGCUCCUCAAGAACGAUUAUACAGUACUUGGAUUGGGGGAUCUAUUUUGGCUUCAUUAGACACAUUCAGGAAGAUGUGGGUUCGUAAAAGAGAAUAUGAAGAAGAAGGUACAAGAGCAAUUCAUCGUAAAACAUUUUGAAUUUAAUUUAGGCCGAUUUAAGAUGUUAUGUCAAAUAAUUUAAGUACAACACAUAAAUAAUGGCACACUCGGCACAAAAAUUGAUACGUACCGUGUUUAUCGUGCUCUUUGAAUGCUUUUAAUAUCGCAAUUUUUUAAAACUGCUUUAAUUUUUUUUUUUAAGUAAAAAUAUAUUC